GUCUAUCUAAUGGUCUACUAAAUAACGAGUCAUUGGUAAAUCAUUGGUAAUCGAUAUAAUACGGGGCUUGUGAUUCAAGUUUUCAACGCCUCGUCAUUAUCUGCCAUUCAAAUCCAAGUUGUGUUGUAUAUAUGUUAAUUCUUAAUUGUUACCUGCUCUUGAACUAUUUGAGCUAUCAUUUCUGUACGUGUUUUCCGCAAAUUAAAUGUAUGGAUUAUUACUAGUUACGUUACUCUUAAAUACGUUUUGAAGUUCAUUUGUAUCGUUCCCUUCAGAGUUCAGAUGCCUUUAUUUUGACACACUGCAUGUAGUACCACCACAGGAACUGUCUUUUUGGUUGUCUGCUCUAGUUAUAAUAAACUGUCAACGUUCUGCUGUUUGUUGUUACUCUGAUUGCUUGAUAGGCGCUGGUAGGCGUUGUUUUAUUUGAACUUUCGUGUGUUGCCCAGCCCUACUGUGUUUCAGAACCUGAAGGCGUUUGCAUUUUUCAGAAUGCAUGUGCGAUGUUAAAGAAGUGACUGACGGAUAAACAACAACCAAGCCGCUUUCGGCCUAUUAGUUACCCAACUGCCAUUGAAUAUUUCCGAGUAUUAGCUAUUAUUUCAACAUAAACUUAGUUUGUAUAAGUUCAUACAGGAAACUGAAUCGAAGAGCAUUUACUUUUUUUUCUGUUGACCCUGUUGUGCUAAAACACUUAUCUUGGUAGUUGGAUCCCAUGCACACAUAAAAAAUUGCAAAAGCACAAAAUGUCCAUGGAAGCAAGAAUCACUAUAUUCUUAAGCCAACUGAUUAGUGUGUUAAUUCUAAAAGAAAUAGUUUGUGAGUGGUCACCAGAAACACUUGAUUUACCCCAUUCCCAUCUCACACGAUUCCUUAACACAUUAACGGAUGAAGCACAAAAGUGCCACAGCAGUAAUAAUUGCAUUUACAAAAAUGUACUAGACACAGGUUUAUGCUGGGGAUAUGAAACAAAUUGUCCCCAGCAUUUAGGCUAUUCAAAUGCACAUUGCCCUGGUGAUCAUAAAGGGUGGGUUAGUUCGAAAAACCAACAACUGCAGACAUUUAUCAACCAAGCAGAUUUUGGGUUUGUUAAACAACAAAUCUUAUCAAAAACAACAAUGUGUGAGCCUACAGCUGAUGGGGAAUCUCUUUUGGAGUGUUCCAGCUACCUCCAAUUCUGUAGCGGUAAAAAUUUGUAUCUGGAUUUUCGGGAUUUACCCGCAAGGAAAGAGUCAUUUAGAUAUAAGAUGGAUGUACUCAAGAAAGGUCAGAUUGGAGGAAAAUGCAAGUUGGAUAAAUCUCGCCUACACUCAGAAGCCACGCAUCAAAGUCCAUUGCAAUCUUGGGCCCCAGAGAUCCAACAUUUUGAAGAACUUUCAGAUAUGGUAAACGAAGAGUCACAAAUCUGUGAUGUCUUCAUAGAUAAGCCAACUUUCAUUAUGAAAAUUGACGCGACUGUUAACAUGUACCACCACUUCUGUGAUUUCUUUAAUUUAUACACCUCGUUGCACGUGAAUGGAACACACAGUAAAAUGUUUUCACGAGACAUCAACAUUCUGAUAUGGGAAACGUACACGUACCAUUCCAAUUUUGGCAUUACGUGGUCAGCGUUCACCCAAAAUCCGCUCAUGAAUCUCAGGACAUUUCAGGGAAAACGCGUUUGCUUCCGCGAAGCUCUGUUCCCACUUUUGCCUCGGAUGAUCUUUGGACUUUAUUACAACACACCAAUCGUCUGGGGUUGUAAAGAAUCUGGAUUAUUUCAUGCAUUUUCGAAAUUCAUUCUGCACCGUUUGAAAAUUCCCAAACGGACGGCCAUUGAUCAGGUUGUAAAACCUAAAAUCAAAAUCUUACUACUCUCACGAAAUACUCAGUAUAGAAGAAUUCUUAACGAGCAAGCGCUCCUUGAUGCUCUAAGAUUGAGUCCCCGCCAAUACUCCGUUAAAAGAGUUGAAUUCACUCAUGAAACAGAUUUUCGCCAUCAAUUGCGGGUGAUCCAGGACACGGAUAUCUUUAUUGGAAUGCAUGGGGCUGGCCUCACCCACUUAUUGUUUCUCCCCGAUUGGGCCGCAGUGUUUGAGCUGUAUAAUUGUGGAGAUGAACACUGUUACGCUGAUCUUGCUCGCCUUCGUGGAAUUCACUAUCAGACCUGGACAAACCACGUUAAGUUGCAGCCACAAGACGAAGGCCAUCAUCCGUCUGACGGUGGACCUCAUGCUAAAUUCACAAAUUAUUCAUUUGACAAGGAAGAAUUUCUUCGCAUUGUCGAUUUAGCCGCCGAUCACGUUGCUAAUCAUCCUGCGUAUCGUCAUAUGCUUAGUCAUCUACGCGAACCAUUGAACAGACGUGAUUUUUAUAAAAUCCUUGGAAUUCAAAAAUCAGCUACUACUAACCAGAUCAAGAAAGCAUACCGUAAAUUGGCCAAAGAACUUCACCCUGACAGAAACCAAGGAGACACAGAAAAGGCCAGUGCCCAGUUCCAAGACCUUGGAGCUGCAUAUGAAACUCUUUCUGACCCUGAAAAGAGAGAACUUUACGACCGUUGUGGUGAAGAGUGUGUUUCAAAGGAAGGUGCUGGUGGAGGUGGAAUGGAUCCAUUUGCUAGCUUCUUUGGAGAUUUUGGUUUUGGGUUUGGUGGUAAUGGGAACCAAGGGCAAAGAGAAGUAGCUAAAGGAGCAGACAUUGUGAUGGAUCUUUUUGUCACACUUGAAGAACUUUAUUCUGGGAACUUUGUUGAGAUAACACAUAAUAAACCUGUUCUAAAACCUGCCAAAGGUACUAGAAAGUGCAACUGUAGGCAAGAAAUGGUAACACGUCAGCUGGGACCAGGGAGGUUCCAAAUGAUGCAACAAGCUGUCUGUGAUGAGUGCCCCAAUGUGAAGCUUGUCAAUGAAGAGAGAGUUCUCGAAGUGGAAAUCGAACAGGGAAUGACGGAUGGUUCAGAGCAGAGAUUCACAGCUGAAGGCGAACCACACACGGAUGGAGAGCCUGGUGACCUUCGCCUGCGAAUUCAGACCUCUCCACACUCUGUUUUUGAACGACGCGGUGAUGACCUAUAUACAAAUGUCACGAUCUCUUUAGCUGAUGCGCUAGCCGGAUUUGAAUUAGAUAUUGAACACCUUGAUGGCCAUAAAGUACAUAUCGUCCGUGACAAAGUGACUUGGCCAGGGGCCCGUAUUCGCAAGAAGGGAGAAGGAAUGCCAAAUUACGAGAACAACAAUCUUUUUGGCAUGCUAUACGUGACAUUUGAUGUACAAUUUCCCAAAGAAGAACUAACAACUGAGACCAAGGAAAAGCUUCGAGAACUGUUGUCUCAAGAUUCAAUCAACAAAGUGUACAAUGGCCUCAGAGGGUUUUAAAGUUCUUCGAUGCUUUUCGUACAUGUAAAUUUUUUAGAAGUAAUUUUUUUUUAUUGAAAACAUGGUUAUGUCCUGCGAUCAAGUA
Molecule: messenger RNA, 3441 nt
Organism: Daphnia magna
Lineage: Eukaryota; Metazoa; Arthropoda; Branchiopoda; Diplostraca; Daphniidae
Product: EGF domain-specific O-linked N-acetylglucosamine transferase
Exons: 9
Coding region: 747-3356 (869 amino acids)
Biological process (GO): protein maturation; protein folding
Cellular component (GO): endoplasmic reticulum
Molecular function (GO): misfolded protein binding; glycosyltransferase activity
Source: RefSeq, a predicted model, not a curated record